Selaginella moellendorffii is the source of this 643-nucleotide messenger RNA. RefSeq lists its product as uncharacterized. NCBI's taxonomy places the organism in Eukaryota, Viridiplantae, Streptophyta, Lycopodiopsida, Selaginellales, Selaginellaceae. The record is from RefSeq and is a predicted model, not a curated record. The transcript is spliced from 4 exons. Bases 277 to 579 code for a protein of 100 amino acids.
AAAACAGAAGAGAUUUAUUUUUUCUUUACAAAUGUUUUCCUAGAGAUCUCUUUCGCAACUCUAUGGGCCGAAACGCGCAGGUCUCUCGGGAACUAGAUGGAUUUUCUCGAAGUUACUUGGGAUCCACCGCAGCCGAUUUUGCGUCACUGGGAAUGUGGAUGCAAGCUUGCGGCGGGAUCUCGUACGCCUUCUCGCUCUGCUUGGGCGAUUUGAAGCAGGAGGGGGUGUAGGCAUUGUUUCUACUGUGCGCCUUUCGUGCUCCUCGUCGGUGGCUUGAUGCACAUGAGAAACUUUCCUUCGGAUAGAGGCGUGGUUGUAGGCCUUCUCCAAGAAUUUAUUGGCCUCAGUGGUGCCAUCUUCACUCAAGGUCUAUACUGCGGUGUAUGCACCACACACGCCCAUCCCUUCUUGUCUGUGCGAUGUUUCCACCAUGGGUGGCACUCGUUUCCAUGCUUUUCAUUCGUCCUAAGGAACAAGGACGAAUCAGACGAUGACAAAUUUACAACGCUUUUCAUACUGCAGAUGGGAGACAGAAGGUUCAUCUUGACGCUGAUAGUCUGUUCAUCAAGACAUUACUAGCUACAACUUUGUAUACAAUUGUCAAAUGCUUGAACUAAUCUCAAAGUGAUAAUUUUGAACCAAA